Messenger RNA from Coprinopsis cinerea okayama7#130, 1878 nucleotides. RefSeq lists its product as hypothetical. The coding region runs from base 1 to 1878 and encodes 625 amino acids. Gene Ontology annotation, biological process: mitochondrial respiratory chain complex III assembly. Lineage: Eukaryota; Fungi; Basidiomycota; Agaricomycetes; Agaricales; Psathyrellaceae. Gene Ontology annotation, cellular component: mitochondrial inner membrane. The record is from RefSeq and is a predicted model, not a curated record. The transcript is spliced from 5 exons.
AUGCUACGACGAACUGUGGUGAAUGGGUUCCGGAAUGCUCCACGAGUUCGACAAAUCCAUACGAGGACCAGCGGCGGCAGAGAGGGUUUCCAGCAGUGGAGGACUACGAGGCGGUCUGCGGCCGUUAUCGCUGCGGCCGUAAUAGGCACGUCUGUCUUGUACUCGGUGAGCGCAAAGGGAAACCUGGUGCACAACGAUGUGCAGAAUGGUGACCCGCAAUGGAAACUUCACGCCGGACUGGCCGAUGGCGCCCUCGUCAAGGACCAGGAAACCCUGAGGUCACUCGUCUGGGGAUCCAAUAGGUCAAAAAUCUUGUCACCACAAAGUACAUACGACGACUCCAUUCGCGCUCCUGCAGUCGCACUUUGGUUGGAUGGCGUUGCUCUUCGCGAUCUCCAACUCCACGAACGUUACGGAGCCUGCGUUGAUGCUAGAGGCGACGUCUAUCAGUGGGGCGAUGGAUUCUUUGGUGACCUACUUGCCGGACAAGCCUCUUCAACCGGGAAACACCAUGGGCCCAAAUUGACGCUUAAGGGCAAGAAUAUCACCCAGCUGCAAUUGACAGAAGACAAGGUCUAUGCUUUGAGCGCAUCGGGACAUAUUUAUGUGCUCGCCGCUAAAGCAGAGAAACAAACAUUGGCGCCGGGGAGACCUACGCCCAGUAGUGACGGUUGGUGGGGAACAGGAUGGCUCUGGGGUGAAGACCAAACUAUUGACUUCGUGAAGUUGGAGUCGAAUGAAAAGCUGGACUGGGGAGAGAAGUACGUUUCUGUUUCCUCCUCCAUCUAUGAAGUCAUGCUCAACGCCCAUAGAUUCACGUCCCUCGCAGCAGGUAACAACCACCUCCUCGCCCUCACUUCCAAAGGCCGCACCUUUGCACAUCCAAUCAAUAAGAAAGCGAACCGCCAUGGUCAACUAGGAUUCCGUAAAUUCGCCAUCCCUGACCCGAGUGCCCAGAUCACAGGACAGGAUUCGCACCUUCACGUCGAACUCACACCCAAAUCUCUGGCUGACCCGUACGGCAAGGCUUCGCGAGCUGUGCGUGUCAAGUCAGAGGUUCCACCUUACGAAGAUGACCUCGCAAACAUCGACGAUUCCCCAAUUCGGUUCUGCCCCUUCAUUUACGAAUUGCCGGUGCUUAAAGGAGUGGACGUUGCGCAAAUUACAGCAGGUUCGAGAAGUAGCUUUGUCAGAACGACUACUGGUCGGGUGUUGGGAUGGGGCGCCAACGAGUUUGGGCAAAUUGGACUGGGAAGCAAUGUCGCUUUGGACACCAUCACUGUCCCCACUGAAGUUGUUCUGUGGCGAUUGACGCCUGGAAAUGUGAAGUCCUCCUGCAGGGCUGUUGCAGCUGGAGGAGACUUGACUGGUUUCAUUGUCGAUCGGGAUAGCGAACGAGAACCUGAAUACACGGAAUUGCUCAUGGCUGGCAACGGCCAAUACGGCGGCCUGGGAAACAACACGUUCAGCACCGCUCAGAGCAGUCCGCUGCGAGUUAAGGCGGUGUCUGGCCUUCAUCAAUACAACGACCGCACCAAACAACUCGACGCUAUCAAACCCAACGACAUUUCCAUUUCUCCCACUGGCCACGUCCUCCUCGCGCUCAACUCUUCAGCCGACUCAGGCGGGGUUGGUGGAAGCGACGUCCUCGUAUGGGGCCGCAACUUUGAUUCUGAGCUCGGAAACGGCAAAAAAUCUAGCAUCUCGUCUCCAACUAGGCUCGAAGUUCCGGUUGGUGAACGCCUGAUGUUAAUGAAGAGGAAGGCGAAGGAGGUUAAGGAUCUGCAUGGGAAGACGUGGAAGACUGGUGUGAAUGUUGAGCAGAGAGUGGCGACAGGGUACGGAAGUAGCGUGGUUUAUUGGAAGAUUUCAGCUUAA